AAGGAGGGCCACAUGACAUGACAUCAUGUGACUCUGUUUCACAUAGUCAGAGAAAAGAAAAAAGAUGACGCCGGAGAGCUUGUUAGCGUCGGCGUCGAUCAACAUAGGUCUCGCCGUCGUUGCACUCUGGCUCUUCUCCGUGCUCAAGAAGCAGCCGCGUAACGCCGUCGUAUACUACGCUCGCCGCCUCUCCGAUCGCCACCACCACCGUCCUCUGUCUCUACACUCUUCCCUUUGUCUCCCUCGAUUCCUCCCUUCCGUUGCGUGGAUCCCACGCGCCUUCCGUGUCCCCGAGGACGAGAUCCUCAGCCGCCACGGCCUUGAUGCCCUCGUCCUCAUCAGGCUCUUCAAAUUCGGAAUUAGAUUCUUCUUGUUGUGCUCGUUACUUGGAGCAUCACUGCUUCUUCCGGUUGAUUAUUACAAUGAGUCAGAUUUACCAACACGAAAAGAGUAUUCGAUGGAUGCAUUCACAAUAUCAAAUAUUUCACGAGGUUCUAACAAGUUAUGGGUGCAUUUCUCAUGCUUGUGGUUCAUAUCAUUCUAUGCAUUGUUUUUGUCGCAUAAGGAAUAUAAGGAGAUUCUUGUGAUAAGGCUUCAACAAAUGAAAGAACUUAGACAUCGUGCUGACCAGUUCACUGUUCUUGUCCGCCAAGUUCCUCUCUGCCCUGAGCAUAACACUCGUGGCUGCGCCGUUGAUCACUUCUUCUCUAAGCAUCAUCGCUUUAGUUAUCAUUCACAUCAGAUGCUGUAUGACGGGAGAGAUCUUGAAUACCUUUUGGGGAAGCAGAAGAAGCUUAAGAAAGAGCUAGAAGACAAGAGACACACAGACAUGCUUUCGAAUGGAUCACAGGAACAUAAGCACAUAUCCACAUCUGAAGAAAAGCUUCGAGAAAUUACCCAUAUGAUUUACCACCUUCAAAGUGAAACUAAGCUCAGAGAGAAGGAGUUACCUGUUGCGUUUGUCACCUUCAAAUCCCGAAGAAAUGCCGCGCUGGCAGCUCAAACACAGCAGCAUUCAAAUCCUCUAGAACUGAUAACCGAAAUGGCUCCUGAACCAAGAGAUGUAUCCUGGAGAAAUCUUGCUAUUCCACAAAACUUUUUGCCUCUGAACAAGAUCGGAGUCAUCCUUGCAGCAGCACUUCUUACAAUCUUCUUUGCUAUUCCGGUCACAGCUGUCCAGGGAAUUGCAAAGUAUGAGAAGCUCAAGAAAUGGUUUCCUCCAGCCAUGGCUAUUGAAUUCAUACCAGGGCUUAGCUCAGUUGUGACAGGUUACCUCCCAAGUGCUAUACUCAAAGGUUUCAUGUACAUUAUUCCUUUCGCUAUGCUUGGACUUGCCUAUCUCGGCGGAUCUAUCUGCAAGAGUAAUGAGGAGAUAAAAGCUUGCAACAUGGUCUUCUAUUUUCUAAUGGGAAAUGUUUUCUUCUUGAGUCUUAUCUCUGGUUCCUUGCUAGAUGAAAUUGGAGAAUAUCUCACUCAUCCUAGAGACAUUCCUAGUCACCUUGCUGCCGCUGUUUCAGCCCAGGCAGAGUUUUUUAUGACAUACAUCUUGACAGAUGGGCUGUCUGGAUUUUCUUUGGAAAUUCUUCAAUUGGGACUUAUACUAUUUGAUAUCAUAAGAUCAUACACUUAUGGAAGAGGAAAAGAGAGAACUCCUUACCUCUUUUCAUUUCCAUAUUUCAGAGUAAUCCCCACAGUUUCCUUAUCGAUAAUGAUCGGUAUGAUUUAUGCUGUGGUCGCGCCAUUGAUGCUCCCUUUCCUAGUUGGUUAUUUCUGCCUUGGAUACAUUGUCUACUUCAACCAGAUGGAGGAUGUAUACGAGACUACAUAUGAUACUUGCGGUCGAUUCUGGCCAUUCAUUCAUCAUUAUAUCUUUGUCUCAAUAAUACUAAUGCAAAUCACAAUGGUGGGUCUUUUUGGACUUAAGUCAAAGCCAUCUGCAGCAAUUGCUACAGUACCUCUCAUAUUGAUCACUAUAGCUUAUAACGAGUACUGCAAGAUCCGCUUCCUCCCAUCAUUUAAACAUUUCCCUAUACAGACAGCAGUUGAAAUAGACGAAGAAGAUGAAAAGAAUGGGGAGAUGGAAACACAUUGUGUUGAUGCUGCAACAGCAUAUAACCGGCAUCAACCUUGUUUAGAGCGUGUAAGCUCAGCGGAAUCAUCAACAAACUUGAGCCAACCGUUACUUGGAACGGACUCCAUUUGAUGCUAAAGGUGAAGGAACUGGUUUGAAACUUUGUCUUCCUAGUAUUCUAAAUAGAAAAUGAUUUUGAAGCUUCUCCAUGUACGUCCUCAUGUGUUGUCACUUUAGAUUAGUGAACGCCAAAACCCUUAUAGAGAGACGAGUUAGAUUGAGAAUGUUUAUAUACGUUUUGUAAGUUGUUUACUGUUCUAAUAAUAAGUCCUCUCUAUC
This is a messenger RNA of Arabidopsis arenosa, 2410 nucleotides long. Lineage: Eukaryota; Viridiplantae; Streptophyta; Magnoliopsida; Brassicales; Brassicaceae. The record is from the annotation of a GenBank genome assembly.